Acaromyces ingoldii is the source of this 355-nucleotide messenger RNA. RefSeq lists its product as hypothetical. Lineage: Eukaryota; Fungi; Basidiomycota; Exobasidiomycetes; Exobasidiales; Cryptobasidiaceae. The record is from RefSeq and is a predicted model, not a curated record. Bases 89 to 289 code for a protein of 66 amino acids. The transcript has a single exon.
CAGCACCGAAGCCAGGGGUGAAGACGAGCGCGCGACUUCAAGUCAGCAGGGGCCUGCGCUGAGGAAUGGACCCUCAGUCAAGCCAUAGAUGUGGAAGGAUCUGAUAUCAGAAGAAGAUCAAGAACGAACAAGAACAGCAGAGAGGAAAGGACAGACGCUGCGAAGGAGGCGAAAGAUGGCCCUGCUCUCAGUAACACGAUGUAUAGUACCACGAUUCAUACACUUCUUAUCAAUGGAGCUCCCCCUCUGGGACAGUCGAGAGUCUCAUGUCUCGACUUCUGAAGAGUAAUACACCCUUUCAACUCUCGUGCGCAAUGUGCGGUGACAGCUGUGAAUCGCGCCUGAUAAACUCGUG